Molecule: messenger RNA, 1095 nt
Organism: Aspergillus affinis
Lineage: Eukaryota; Fungi; Ascomycota; Eurotiomycetes; Eurotiales; Aspergillaceae
Product: putative O-methyltransferase
Exons: 4
Coding region: 1-1095 (364 amino acids)
Molecular function (GO): O-methyltransferase activity
Source: RefSeq, a predicted model, not a curated record
AUGGCUUCGAUAUCGGCCGGUGUUACUUUGAUGAGGAGAGCCACUUCGCCUGCUGCGAUCGGCUUUAUGCCAGUAGCGGUUCACUUCCGUCUUUUCGAUGUGCUAGUGACAUUCAAGGAGCCUGUGAGUGCAGAGAGUGUCUUGGCAGCCUAUAAAGAAAUAGCCAAGAAGGAUGGUGUUGAAUCGCCCAGUCCAGCGGACACCUUGUUUGCGAUUGCUGGCUUAGAGUUUGUCGAUGUCACGAGCGACGAGCUUUACUGUGCCAACGACAUCACGCGGCAUCUGGCAGCCUUCCCUUCCGCCCAACAUGGAGUAUUACACUUUGCGACAGAGGCUCUCCUCGGUGCAGCAUUCCUUAUGCCAAAGCUCAAGGCGCAGAAUUUCGCCUACCCGUUCGAGGAACUGGAUACACCCAUUCAAUAUGCUUACCGACGAAUGGGUAACGAGCGCCUGGCCCAGAAACAUACCUACUCCAUUAUGGCCGAGCAAGGCCGCAUGGACAGUUUCAACACUUUCAUGGUAGGCAAAUGGAUGAAGAUUGACAGUGUCCCGGAACGGUUGAAGUCGGUCGGAUAUGAUCUUCAAUCUGUCCUAGACGAAGGAACCGCAAAUAGAUCUCAGACUAUGGUCGACAUUGGCGGAGGUCGUGGCCAAUUGCUUCUUGAAAUUAAGGAAGCCUUUCCUCAACUCAAGGCAUCAGACCUUGUGGUGCAAGAAUUCAACCACGAUCUCGGUGACAUCGAAGGGGUCACCCUCGUCGAAUGGGAUUUCAAAGCGGAGAAUAGCCCCCAACCCAUCAAAGGCGCUCUGGUCUAUCAUCUAGCGCACGUCCUUCAUAAUCUGCCGGAUCUAGAGGCUGCGCGGUUGUUACAGAAAAUAUCCCAGGCCAUGGCUCCCCAUUCCCGGCUCUUGAUCCACGAAUUUUCCAAGAAUGAGAGUUUUGCCAAGUUGCAUGCUACUAUGAUUGUUUUGUACGGAGGCCGUGAAAGAAGCUCAUCUGAGUUCCAGCAGCUGGCUGCAUUGGCGGGAUUGAAAGUGACGUAUGAGGUUCGCCCUGAGGUUGGCGACGGAUUGAUUGAGAUGCGCAAGGCGUAA